UGGUCCCGGUGCCGUCACCAAGGCGACGUCCGCCGCGGUGACUGUCAAUUUUGUUACUUCCGCCUCGAUCCGCCCACCGCGCGUGCUCAAUUAAAUUGGAUGGGGACGUGCGGAGGUCGGAAGGAGCCUGAAGCUGCGGAGAUGAUCAGACGGGUGCAAACAUGGGCGAAGAUACUCCGUGACUUACGCUCCCACGGCCAAGGCACGGGCGAGCCAUAGUUACGGGCCGAUGUCAGUACUCUGUGGUACAUAGGGCAAAG
This is a messenger RNA of Mycena citricolor, 260 nucleotides long. NCBI's taxonomy places the organism in Eukaryota, Fungi, Basidiomycota, Agaricomycetes, Agaricales, Mycenaceae. The record is from the annotation of a GenBank genome assembly.